Octodon degus (degu) is the source of this 776-nucleotide messenger RNA. It is a transcript of the gene Neurog2, whose product is annotated as neurogenin 2. Gene Ontology annotation, molecular function: protein dimerization activity. The coding region runs from base 15 to 776 and encodes 253 amino acids. The record is from RefSeq and is a predicted model, not a curated record. The transcript has 2 exons. Lineage: Eukaryota; Metazoa; Chordata; Mammalia; Rodentia; Octodontidae.
ACGAACGCGGCAGGAUGUUCGUCAAGUCUGAGACCCUGGAGCUCAAGGAGGAGGAGGAAGUGCUGGUGCUGUUGGGCGCGGCCUCCCCGGCCUCAGCCGCCCUGACCCCGCUGUCGUCUAGCGCGGACGAGGACGAGGACGAGGAGCGGGGAGUGCGUGGCGGGGCGCGCGGGGCCGGCCCGGGGGCGGCGGGCACUGGUGGUUGCGGGCCGGCGCGGCUGCCGGGGCUGGGGCUCGAGUGCAAGCGGCGCUCCCAGCGCUCUCGGGCAGCCUCGCGUGGCGCCAAGACGGCCGAGACAGCACAACGCAUAAAGAGGACGCGCAGGUUGAAAGCCAACAAUCGCGAGCGCAACCGCAUGCACAACCUCAAUGCGGCGCUGGACGCGCUGCGCGAGGUGCUGCCCACCUUCCCCGAGGAUGCCAAGCUCACCAAGAUCGAGACGCUGCGCUUCGCGCACAACUACAUCUGGGCGCUCACCGAGACGCUGAGGCUAGCUGAGCACUGCGGAGCCGGCCUGCCGGGGGCGCUCUUCCCCGAGGUCUCAGGCGCCGCGCCCCGCAGCGGCGGGGACAGCCCGUCGCCGGCUCCCACGUGGAGCUGCACCGCCAGCCCCGCGCCGUCCUCCGCCGCGUCCUCCAGCUCCACCUCCCCCCACAGCUGCACUUUGUCUCCCGGAAGCCCGGCGGGGUCCGACCUGGACUACUGGCCGCCGCCCGCCGACAAGCAAUGCUACGCGCCGCACCUGCCCCUGACUGGGGACUGCCUCGGGCCUUAG